AUGACGGCUGGGCCCAAGAUGCGCGCCGGCGCCGCCACCGCGGUGCUGGCGCUGGCGCUGCUCGCCGUGGCGGUGCGCGCCGAGGACCCCUACCUCUUCUUCGACUGGAAGGUGGCGUACGGGACCAAGUCCCCCAUGGGCACGCCCCAGAAGAUGAUCCUCAUCAACGGCGAGUUCCCCGGCCCCACCAUCAACUGCACCUCCAACAAUAACAUCAUCGUCAACGUCUUCAACGAGAUCGACCAGCCGCUCCUCUUCACCUGGUACGCCUUGCGUUUCUUUCUAUUCUGUUAUGUUGUUACUGGUAAAAUGGAAGUAGGAUCAUUCUGCAUUGCGUACUACUACGUGUGCAUGCAUGCAUGCAGGCACGGGAUCCAGCAGAGGAAGGCCUCGUGGCAGGACGGCAUGCCGGGCGACAUGUGCCCCAUCCUGCCGGGCACCAACUUCACCUACAAGAUGCAGUUCAAGGACCAGAUCGGCACCUUCUUCUACUACCCCAGCAUCGGCAUGCAGCGCGCCGCCGGAGCCUACGGGCUCAUCAGCAUUCACAGCCGCCCGCUCAUCCCGGUGCCCUUCGACCCGCCGGCCGACGACUUCGGCGUCCUCGUCGGCGACUGGUACACCAAGGACCACACCGUGCUGGCCAAGAACCUCGACACCGGCAAGGGCAUCGGCCGCCCCGCGGGGCUCCUCAUCAACGGCAAGAACGAGAAGGACGCCUCCAACCCGCCCAUGUUCAACGUGGAGGCCGGCAAGACGUACCGCUUCCGCGUCUGCAACGUGGGCAUCAAGACCACCCUCAACGUGCGCAUCCAGGGCCACGUCCUCAAGCUGGUCGAGAUGGAGGGCUCCCACACCGUGCAGAACGAGUACGACUCAAUGGACGUCCACAUCGGCCAGUGCCUCUCCUUCCUCAGCACCGCCAACCAGAAGCCCGGGGACUACUUCUUCAUCGCCUCCACCCGCUUCAUCAAGGGGGUCAGCACCAUCACUGCCGUGAUGCGCUACAAGGGGUCCAACACCCCGCCGGCGGCCAAGCUGCCCGACGCGCCGGACGGAUGGGCCUGGUCCAUCAACCAGUGGAGGUCCUUCCGCUGGAACCUGACGGCCAGCGCCGCCAGGCCCAACCCGCAGGGGUCCUACCACUACGGGCAGAUCAACAUCACCCGCACCAUCAAGCUCUCCAGCAGCCGCGGCAAGGUCGACGGCAAGGAGAGGUACGCCCUCAACGGCGUGUCCCACACCGACCCUGAGACGCCCCUCAAGCUCGCCGAGUACUUCAACGCCACCAAGGGAGUGUUCGAGUACAACCUCGUCACCGACACGCCGCCCAAGGAGGGCACACCCAUCAAGGUCGCCCCCAGCGUCAUCACCGCGGAGCACCGCACCUACAUUGAGAUUGUCUUUGAGAACCCCGAGAAGAGCAUCGACACCUUCCACCUCAACGGCUACGCCUUCUUCGCCGCCGGCAUGGGACCGGGGCUAUGGACGGUGGAGAGCAGGAAGACAUACAACCUCCUGGACACGGUGAGCCGGCACACGAUCCAGGUGUACCCGAGGUCGUGGACGGCGGUGAUGCUGACGUUCGACAACGCCGGGAUGUGGAACUUGAGGUCCAAUCUGUGGGAGAGGUACUACCUGGGGGAGCAGCUGUACGUGAGCUGCACCUCGCCGGCCAGGUCGCUCAGGGACGAGUACAACAUGCCCGACAAUUCCCUCCGCUGCGGCAAGGUCGUCGGCAUGCCGCUGCCGCCGCCCUACACCAUCGCAUAA
Triticum turgidum subsp. durum (durum wheat) is the source of this 1773-nucleotide messenger RNA. The record is from the annotation of a GenBank genome assembly. Lineage: Eukaryota; Viridiplantae; Streptophyta; Magnoliopsida; Poales; Poaceae.